GUUCUCCGUGAAUGGAAGAACGAAGCCUUGAGCAUCGCUGACUCUGGAAGUUGCUUUUUCUUGGGUACGCUGGCCAAGAAGCUGCCCUCGUACCGUGAGAAGUAUGGAAAAGCCUUCGAUGACAAGACCCGGGCCAAAGCACAAGAAUAUGGAUCUGACCUGCAGCGAGCACGACUGACAGGGUGUGUGCACCUCCACGACUUUCUCCUUCCACUUGCUCCGUGGUUGGCAUGGCCUGUUGUAAGUCUCUACUUGAGGCAAGGACUCGUGUCUGGAAUCCUGGCCAUGAUCCUUCACGGCAUCGUACUGGCAGGAAUCUACACGAUGCUCCAGUUCAUGAAUCAGCUGCCACCCUACUUGGACUUGCAAUACCAAGUCCUGAAGCACCACCCAGGCCUUCGAAGUUUGGUUAUGCGAGCCCCGCAAACAGUUCCUUGGAGCACCAUUUCCAAAGUCUUUGGGCUUAUGGGAGCUUUGCACAGUGCUUGGCGACUUCUGACCAACCUGUCGAAGAUAUUGAGGUCACUCAGUCAGGGCAGCUCCAUAGGGCAGCUCACUAACUUAGAGCUGAAGCUGAACAUGGUCCUCGAACGCUCUCAGGCAGACAUGAAGAAAACAAUCGUGAUGUCAGCGCUUGAAGCGGCGGUUUACAUUGACAGCUCUGAUGCCCCUGCAGCUUCCCUUGCACUGGUGAAAGGCUUGAUGGUGGUAGGGCAGGUCAAGGAGUCAGACACUCACUUUGCUCACCUUUUUGAGGCCGAGCAUCGUCGACUCGCCGAUGAGACAGUGAAGACAUUUCAGCUGCCCGAGGCAUCGCAGCGCUGUGCUGCGAGCAAGGAGGAUGCGGAGAGUAUGGUUCGAUUAGCUGUGAGCCAGGACUGGGACAGGCUGGUUCCAUCUAUGGUAAGAAUGCUUGGGAAGUUGACUGGCCGGACUGUGAAGGCCCAGUGGUUCGAGGAGUCUGUGACCAAGUCGCCAAAGCAGGCUACUCCAAACACUUCACGUGACGAAGCUAGGAUGAAGCUCUUUCAGGAUUCACCCUCGCUGGAUGACGAAGCUGACAGUGAUUCGGAG
Messenger RNA from Symbiodinium necroappetens, 1074 nucleotides. The record is from the annotation of a GenBank genome assembly. Lineage: Eukaryota; Dinophyceae; Suessiales; Symbiodiniaceae.